AAGCACACUUUUUGAAGGUUGAAAAUAUUUUGUUCCAAGGCAAGUCCCAGUACCAAUCUAUGCUGGUAUUUCAGUCAGCAACCUACGGUAAAGUUUUUGUGUUGGAUGGAGCUCUCCAACUCACUGAGAAAGACGAAUGUUCAUACCAAGAGAUGAUGACCCACCUUCCUCUUUGCUCCAUUCCUAACCCAAAAAAGGUACUGCUUAUAGGAGGGGGAGAUGGCGGCAUCCUCAGAGAAAUUUCCCGCCACUCUUCUGUGGAGCAAAUUGACAUUUGUGAAAUAGACACUAUGCUGAUUGAUGUGUACAGGGAAUAUUUCCCAAAUGUAGCUGUUGGAUACAAGGACUCUCGAGUGAAGCUUCAUGUCACAGAUGGGGCUGAUCAUGAGCUAUUCGAAUCAGAGUUUUUUGAAGUGGCAUCGAGAGCUCUACGAGGAGGAGGAGUUGUUUGCAUUCAAGCAGAGAGCUUAUGGUGUGGCUCACUAGACAUUCAGAAGCUCUUCUCCAAAUGCCACCAAAUCUUCAAAGGCUCCAUUGAUUAUGCUUGGACCACUGUUCCUGCUUAUCCAAGUGGGGUCAUAGGGUUCUUGCUUUGUUCCACAGAAGGCCCAUACGUGGACUUCAGAUGUCCAAUAAACCCCAUAGACCCACAAAACUAUGGCAUAUCCAAGCAACCCUUGAAGUUCUACAACUCUGAGGUUCAUUCUGCUGCCUUUUGCUUGCCAUCUUUUGCGAGAAGUGUCGCCAGCAUGAAGCCCAAGAACAGUACUUAAGUGGAGUUGAAUGUUGAUGUCAAUUACGGGAAAAGAGACCAAUU
This is a messenger RNA of Neltuma alba, 817 nucleotides long. Its product is annotated as spermidine synthase 1-like. Gene Ontology annotation, cellular component: cytosol. The record is from RefSeq and is a predicted model, not a curated record. NCBI's taxonomy places the organism in Eukaryota, Viridiplantae, Streptophyta, Magnoliopsida, Fabales, Fabaceae. Gene Ontology annotation, biological process: spermidine biosynthetic process. The transcript is spliced from 7 exons. Gene Ontology annotation, molecular function: spermidine synthase activity. Bases 60 to 773 code for a protein of 237 amino acids.